Messenger RNA from Cuscuta epithymum, 1940 nucleotides. NCBI's taxonomy places the organism in Eukaryota, Viridiplantae, Streptophyta, Magnoliopsida, Solanales, Convolvulaceae. The record is from the annotation of a GenBank genome assembly.
AAACAACAACAAUUUUACCCCUACCUACUCUUCUUUUUUUCGUGAAGAAGAUAGAAAGAAAGAUAUUUGAAAUAUACUCCCAUCCGAAGAUAGCUACUAUUAUGUGCAACUUUAAGCCCUCCUCCUCUCCAUCCUCACUACUUGUCUCUAGUAACAAAAACCAAUUCCUCAACUCCCUUAAUAAACCUCCAUCCAUGGAUCCCGACCAUGAUGACCUUCAUAGAUGGCCAACCCCUCAAGAGGCUUUGGAAGAAGUGAAAGCCUUAGGGAAGAUUUCAGGGCCAACAGCCAUAUCAGGCCUGCUAAUGUACUCCAGAGCAAUGAUCUCCAUGCUCUUCCUCGGCUACCUCGGAGAGCUCGAGCUCGCCGGCGGCUCGCUCUCCAUCGGCUUCGCCAACAUCACCGGCUACUCCAUCAUCUCCGGCCUCUCCAUGGGUAUGGAGCCCAUUUGCGGCCAAGCUUACGGCUCCAAACAAAUGAAGCUUCUUGGACUCACCUUGCAAAGAACAAUCCUUCUCCUCCUCUCCACUUCCAUCCCCAUCUCCUUUGCCUGGCUGAACAUGAAGAGCAUCCUCCUAUGGUGCGGCCAGGACCCCGAGAUCGCCUCCGCGGCCCACACGUUCAUCGUCUUCGCCAUCCCGGACCUCUUCUUCCUCUCCCUCCUCCAUCCCCUGAGGAUAUACCUCAGAACGCAGGGGAUCACCGUGCCGUUGACUUACUGCUCCGGCAUAUCGCUCCUCCUCCACGUUCCCCUGAAUUUCCUUCUUGUCAAGUAUCUGGGCCUGGGAAUUGCAGGGGUGGCCAUUGCCAUGGUCCUCACCAACCUCAACCUCUGCCUCCUCCUCUGUUUCUUCAUAUACUUCUCCGGCGUGUACAGAGACUCCUGGGUGGAGCCCAGCUCCGACUGCCUGGGUGGCUGGUCGUCCUUGCUGGCAUUGGCCAUCCCCACUUGCAUCUCUGUCUGUCUGGAAUGGUGGUGGUACGAGCUGAUGAUUAUGCUGUGCGGGAUUCUGGUCAACGCCAGAGCCACCGUCGCUUCCAUGGGGAUUCUGAUUCAGACGACCGCUCUGGUCUAUGUAUUCCCCUCCGCUCUGAGCAGCGGCGUGUCGACCCGGGUCGGGAACGAGCUCGGGGCGAGCCGGCCGGCCCGGGCGCGCAUAUCCAUGAUUGUGUCUCUGUUCUGCGCGGCGGGGCUGGGCGUGGCGGCGAUGCUGUUCGCGACGGUGAUGAGGGACCGGUGGGGGAGGUUCUUCACCGGAGACGAGGAGAUUCUCCGAUUGACGGCGAUGGCGUUGCCGAUUGCGGGUGUCUGUGAGCUGGGGAACUGCCCGCAGACGACGGGGUGUGGGGUCCUCAGGGGAAGCGCCAGGCCGAGGAUUGGGGCCAACAUAAACCUGGGAUCAUUCUACCUUGUCGGGAUGCCGGUUGCGAUUGUUUCGGGUUUCGGGCUGAAGAUGGGCUUCGCCGGGCUGUGGUUCGGGUUGCUUGCGGCUCAGGCGUCGUGCACGGUUCUCAUGCUCCGCGUCCUCACCGCAACCGACUGGACCCUCCAAGCUGAGCGGGCCAAACAGCUGACCCAAUCGUCUUCUUUGCCGAUGGUGGGUCGAGAUAAUACUAAGCAAAGCAUGGCCGCGCCGGCGCCGGCGGCGGAUUUUGCAGAUAUUUUUUGCGGCAAAGAUGGUGGUGAUGAUACCUUCUCCUCUGACGGUAAUGCUUCGCUUGAAACGGAUCCUCUCGUUACAAUUGUAAUUUAAAUUAAUUAAUUAUUACUGGAUCGAUCGAUAUGAUGAACCACAGUUAAUUAAUUAUUACUAGUACAAGUAGAUUUUACUAAUCCGUGCGAGUUGUUACCCUAUCAUUGAUGCAUGGUGGAUGAAUAGGUUCAUGUGAAUUAACUGAAUUUCGUUCAAACAAAAUAACAAAGACAAAGAGGUACCUAA